AUGGAUAUGGGUAAUUCGCAUUCUGCGUCAAGUAACGCGUGCAAAAUAUCUAUGUUGUGGAAUUGGAAUACCAUCGACAGUUGCUUUCUUGCGAGAUCAUGGCAUGUGAAGUCUAGUGGAGGGUUUGCAGGAUCUUGUGUUGGUGUUUUUUUUUUGGUAUUAGCGAGCCAGUGGCUACAUCGCUUUUGCAGAGAAUAUGACUCGGCCAUAAUCCGAAAGAAUCUGAACUCAUUUUUGCAAGAAUCCGAUCACACAUCAUCCCUGUACCAAAGUAAGGAAAUCCUUGCUCCUUCAAAGCCUAGAUAUCCCCUUCUAUACGCAGUGUCACAUCAAUGGCUCUUCUCGAACUUCAAUUCCCAGCUGCGUAUUAUCCCAAGUUUGUUUGAACAUCUGGUAAGAACCAUUCUUUUUACUUUAGAGUGGGGCACCUCUUACAUUAUCAUGUUGCUUUUUAUGUACUACAAUGGAUACAUUAUUAUUUCGUGCAUACUUGGUGCCCUAUUUGGCAGGUUUAUUUUUACAUUUAACGAACCGUUAUGCUGCAAAGGUGAAGAGGAUAGAGCAUUGUUAGAUAGCGAAGAUUCUGAUAGGAAGUGCUGCAGAUAA
Priceomyces carsonii is the source of this 606-nucleotide messenger RNA. Its product is annotated as copper transporter family protein. The transcript has a single exon. Gene Ontology annotation, molecular function: copper ion transmembrane transporter activity. Lineage: Eukaryota; Fungi; Ascomycota; Pichiomycetes; Serinales; Debaryomycetaceae. The coding region runs from base 1 to 606 and encodes 201 amino acids. Gene Ontology annotation, cellular component: plasma membrane. The record is from RefSeq and is a predicted model, not a curated record. Gene Ontology annotation, biological process: copper ion transmembrane transport.